Molecule: messenger RNA, 1126 nt
Organism: Sorghum bicolor (sorghum)
Lineage: Eukaryota; Viridiplantae; Streptophyta; Magnoliopsida; Poales; Poaceae
Exons: 1
Coding region: 177-968 (263 amino acids)
Source: RefSeq, a predicted model, not a curated record
UCCACCUAGAUAUAAGAUAUCAGAGGAUCUGAUCGAAUCUGGCGUAUUUUGUCCCUCUUCAUUCAUUUUAUUUAUUUCACCGACUCGCACUCUUGCAUCUCCUUCCAUUGUUUGUUGUGACUUCCUCGGAGAGAGAGAGAGAGAGAGAGAGAGAGAGAGAGAGAGAGAGAGAGAGAAUGCAGAGGUCUCUCUGGAGACACACCUUUUCGUCCCCUGCCUGUGUCCACGCAAUCGAAAGUUCCGACGAUGGCUCUCGCCGCUCCACCAUGCCAUCAACAAACAACGAAGAGCCAGAGCCACGCAAGAAGAUGAACAAGAAGGUAAUGAAGUUACUUACCCUGCCCUUGAAGCACAGUCGACAGCGCAUCCCCCUAGUGUUGAGAUCGUUCUCUUGGGGUGCCACUACUGCCAAGAAGGACGAUCCCAGCCAAAACAAAAAGAAAAAUGAUGGAGUCGUCUGUGACCGUGAGCGUGUGGACAGCGAUGCGGAUACGUUCGUGUCCGCCAACAGCUCCGAGCUGCGCUCCUUCUCCACGGGCGUCGACGUCGACGACUUUGAGCCCCCGUCGUUUCGGCUCAGCCCGCCACCGCCCAUCUUCCCAACCGGCAGUAUUGAACGCCCUCCCCCUGCCUCUCCCAUGAAGAUCGUCCGGAAGCUUCCAUUCGGGUACGUUAUUGGCCGUCAGUUGGAUACCCCAGUGCCAUCACCGCCGCCGUCUGCUGUGACAGCGCUGUCAAGAAAAUUCAAGACGGCGAUGCUAUUGAUGGCUUGGCGGCACCUCCGGUCGAGAUCGCGGAUGGUCAAGAAGAAUGUUGGCCGUGCUUUCAAACAAGUAUGUCAGCGAGGCAGGCGUGAACGUGUAGAAGAAACCCAUGGUUGUGGCAAUGACGAUGAAGAUGUGUUCUGGAAGAAGGACGUGAAGGGACUUCGCUGCAGGCGGGUGCAGGACGACGACGUUCCAUACUGAAUGGACGGGGACGUGUGGGUCUCGGGCGCUUCUAUCAAUUGGGGUUUUCACCGUUCACGUUAACCCACAUGAUUUCUAGGGGUGUGGAUGAAAAAUAGAAAUUAGGACACCAGGAUGUAUGAAAAAAGAAAACUUGCUACAUGCUUAUCUGGUAUAUG